AUGGAGGUCCAUUGGCGUGAUGCUCGGAGCGCACAGAGGAUGGACUCGGCCCGUGGUCGAAGUAUCUGCAGGCAUUUCAUGAAUGGCUCAUGCCGAUUUGGUCAAAGAUGUAUUUACCAACAUGAAUUGCCACAACAAAGAAUAUGUUGGUACUUUCAGAAAGGUGGAUGCUGGUAUGGAGAACAAUGCUGGUAUCGCCAUGUCCUUCAACCUGACUUUGAUGCAGCUAUUGCUGGAAGAAGAGGUUCAGUGCCUAUGGUUUCCGUCAGAGUGGCUUACGCUCCACCGGAAAGAAGAGGGUCCGAGCCUGCCCUUCUGCAGGCCGAGCUGCUGACCAGGCAGGAAUGCAAUGGAUCACAGUCGGUGGUUAAUGAAUUAAAUUCUCAUCAUGGCAUUUGGCUCCUGGCAGCAAAUAUUGCUGAGGAACAAUCGCAAGAUGCAGACACUCCUCUCACUGCUUCUUGGGAAUCAGUCCAGAGCUCAGAAGUUGCUCAAGCAUCUGAUGGAAGAAAUGAGAAGGAGACUUUCAAUGAAACGAUAGAGGAUGGUGCAGCUGCUGCAGCCUUCAGUCCCCGUGAGCAUAUAGAGGAAACGGAGGCCUUCCUCCAGAGUGAAAAUGUGACCUGUGGCAUCUGCAUGGACAAGGUGUACGACGCGAAGGAUUCAAGAAGCAAUCUUUUUGGACUCUUGCCCAACUGCAAUCACUCCUUCUGUUUACAAUGCAUCAUGACCUGGAGGAAAACAAAAGACCUCGGGGCAGAUGUUGUCAAGAGCUGCCCACAGUGUCGAGUGAGGUCUGCCUUUUACGUGCCAAACAAACUCUGGGUUGAAGGAAGAGCAAAGGAAAUCGUAAUUGCUGCCUUCAAAGAGAAAUUUAGUAUGAAAAUAUGCAAUUACUACAGCCGAGGCCUGCGCUGUCCCUUCCAUGCGGAAUGCCUUUAUCGGCAUGACAAACCUGCCUGUCGCGGGUUAUUUCCCAGAGAGAGAGACUGACCAACAUGUGA
This is a messenger RNA of Pseudoliparis swirei, 1004 nucleotides long. It is a transcript of the gene mkrn4, whose product is annotated as makorin, ring finger protein, 4. The transcript is spliced from 7 exons. Gene Ontology annotation, molecular function: ubiquitin protein ligase activity; metal ion binding. The record is from RefSeq and is a predicted model, not a curated record. The coding region runs from base 1 to 993 and encodes 330 amino acids. Lineage: Eukaryota; Metazoa; Chordata; Actinopteri; Perciformes; Liparidae. Gene Ontology annotation, biological process: protein polyubiquitination.